ACAGUCCAGUGACAGUAGCGCGUAUUGUUUCCUCCGUCUCCCAAGCCAGUUUGGUGGGUUCGCUCAACCUCCGGCAGCCUCAAAUUUCAAAAGACGCAGAAGGUCAUGCCAUUCGCAUCUUACCCCAGUUACGUUACUCUGUAUACUUAUUCACUAGCUAUUCGCUCUCUUCGAAGACUCGUCUCUGCAAAUAGGAAUCUCUCCAGCCUCUCUACAGCCGCUACAGAUAUGGAAAACAAUUCGUCUUGUACGCUGGUGCUCUGCGGGAAAUCGAGCUCUGAGAAGGAAGUAGCGAAAUCACUGAAGAACAAUAACUCUGUUAAACUUCCUGAUAUUAGCGAAGUAUCGAUGCUUUUGCAGGCAGAAAUGGAUGAUAAAGAAUCCAAAGAACAGUCUUUCAAUGUGGAAUUGUUCAUGAGUUCUCUUUCGACCGGUAGGUUUGGCAGGUUACUCAUUUGGUCCCCCCGCUUGCCAUCCACUCAAGACGUUGUGUCACGCAAUUUUGGCGAGCUUCCAAUUGGUACUGUUUGUGUAGCAGAUGUGCAAUACAAAGGAAGAGGCCGGUCAAAGAAUGUGUGGGAAUCUCCCGUAGGCUGCCUUCUAUUUUCUUUUACCGUGCAAAUGGAGGAUGGACGAACGGUGCCUAUGUUACAAUACGUAGUGUCUCUUGCAGUCACAGAGGCAAUAAAAGAUGUGUGUGACAGAAAUGGAUUACCGUAUCUUGACGUUAGAAUAAAGUGGCCAAAUGAUCUUUACCUAAAUGGCUUUAAAGUAGGAGGCAUUCUUUGCACCUCAGCUUAUAGAUCAAAGAAGUUCGACGUCAGUGCAGGUAUUGGUUUGAAUGUUGAUAACGGGAAACCAACAACAUGCUUGAAUGACAAGCUAAGAGAAUUGUCUGCUGCUGCAUGUCAAUUGAGAAGAGAAGACAUACUUGCAGCAUUUUUUAACAAGUUUGAGAACUUUUAUGACCUUUUCAUAAAUCAAGGAUUUCAAACACUUGAGGGGCUGUACUAUAAAACAUGGUUACAUAGUGGACAGAGAGUUAUAGUACAGGAAAACAAUGACGACCAAGUGGUGGAAAAUGUGGUUACAGUUCAGGGUUUAACAUCAUCAGGAUAUUUAUUAGCUAUUGCAGAAGACAAUCAACUGUGUGAGCUUCACCCUGAUGGCAAUAGUUUUGAUUUCUUCAAAGGACUAAUCAGAAGGAAACUUCAAUGAAGAUCUUUGUCUAGCUUUUUCCUCUGGAUACAGUUGUCAAGUUACAAAAUGGUUACCAUUAAAGAAUUGUUGCUAUCUAUAAUUUAUCCUUUUAUGCUGGCACUUAUUCAAUCUAUUGAAUUAUAUAGAAUACUAGAAUGGCAUUAGAGCUGUUUGAUUAUAAACGGGAAUGGUCUUCGAGUUGCUUGAUUCCAUUUACGGUUCUAGCACGCUCGAUUUAUAUACAGGUAGCUGUUAAUAAAGCAAUCCUUUGUGAUCCCUGAUGUGAACAUAUUGUAGUUCAAGAGAUUCACAGUUUUGAUGCAAAAAUGGAUUGUACUGCCUCUUA
Molecule: messenger RNA, 1546 nt
Organism: Tripterygium wilfordii
Lineage: Eukaryota; Viridiplantae; Streptophyta; Magnoliopsida; Celastrales; Celastraceae
Product: biotin--protein ligase 2-like
Exons: 10
Coding region: 106-1218 (370 amino acids)
Biological process (GO): protein modification process
Cellular component (GO): cytoplasm
Molecular function (GO): biotin--[biotin carboxyl-carrier protein] ligase activity
Source: RefSeq, a predicted model, not a curated record